This is a messenger RNA of Aptenodytes forsteri (emperor penguin), 1420 nucleotides long. Its product is annotated as tubulin alpha-4A chain. The record is from RefSeq and is a predicted model, not a curated record. Lineage: Eukaryota; Metazoa; Chordata; Aves; Sphenisciformes; Spheniscidae. Bases 39 to 1340 code for a protein of 433 amino acids. The transcript has 3 exons. Gene Ontology annotation, cellular component: microtubule; cytoplasm. Gene Ontology annotation, biological process: microtubule cytoskeleton organization; mitotic cell cycle. Gene Ontology annotation, molecular function: structural constituent of cytoskeleton; GTP binding.
AGUGCAUCUCCGUCCACGUCGGCCAGGCCGGCGUCCAGAUGGGCACCCCCGUCUGGGGGCUGUACUGCCUGGAGCACGGCAUCCAGCCCGACGGGCAGAUGCCCAGUGACAAAACCAUCGGUGGAGGGGACGACUCCUUCACCACCUUCUUCUGCGAGACCGGGGCUGGGAAGCAUGUUCCACGGGCCAUCUUCGUGGACCUGGAGCCCACUGUGAUCGAUGAGGUUCGGGGAGGAGUCUACCGCCAGCUCUUCCACCCUGAACAGAUGAUCACUGGCAAGGAAGAUGCUGCCAACAACUAUGCCCGUGGGCACUACACCAUCGGCAAAGAGAUCAUCGACCAAGUGCUGGACAGGAUCCGGAAGCUGGCUGACCAGUGCACAGGACUCCAGGGAUUCCUCGUGUUUCGUAGUUUUGGAGGUGGCACUGGCUCCGGAUUCACUUCCCUCUUGAUGGAGCGACUCUCCGUUGACUAUGGCAAGAAGUCCAAGCUGGAGUUCUCCAUCUACCCCGCACCACAGGUCUCCACUGCUGUGGUGGAGCCCUACAACUCCAUCCUCACCACACACAGCACAUUGGAGCACUCGGACUGUGCCUCUUUAUGGUGCAACGAGGCCAUCUACGACAUCUGCCGCAGGAACCUGGACAUCGAGCGCCCGACCUACACCAACUUGAACAGACUCAUCAGCCAGAUCGUCUCAUCCAUCACAGCAUCACUGCGGUUUGACGGGGCCCUGAAUGUCGACCUGACCGAGUUCCAGACCAACCUGGUGCCCUACCCGCGCAUCCACUUCCCCCUGGCCACCUACGCCCCCGUCAUCUCCGCAGAGAAGGCCUAUCAUGAGCAGCUUUCGGUGGCCGAGAUCACCAACUCCUGCUUUGAGCCAGCCAACCAGAUGGUGAAGUGCGACCCUCGCCACGGCAAGUACAUGGCCUGCUGCCUGCUGUACCGUGGGGACGUGGUGCCCAAGGACGUCAACGCCGCCAUCGCCACCAUCAAGACUAAGCGCAGCAUCCAGUUUGUGGACUGGUGCCCCACGGGCUUCAAGGUGGGCAUCAACUACCAGCCGCCCACGGUGGUGCCCGGGGGAGACCUGGCCAAGGUGCAGCGGGCUGUCUGCAUGCUGAGCAACACGACGGCCAUCGCCGAGGCCUGGGCUCGCCUGGACCACAAGUUCGACCUGAUGUACGCCAAGCGAGCCUUCGUGCACUGGUAUGUGGGCGAGGGCAUGGAGGAAGGGGAGUUCUCUGAGGCGCGGGAAGACAUGGCCGCUCUGGAGAAGGAUUACGAGGAGGUGGGCCUGGACUCCUAUGAGGACGAAGAGGAGGGCGAGGAGUAGAGAAGCCCCUGCCAAAAAGGACCGUGCUCCUUCCCCAUGUUACCUGCAGAAAUCCUUUGCAAUAAACCGUUUCAGAGCCU